AUGAAUAGUUAUUAAUAUGUCAAUGCUCUCUUUACAGUUCAGGUAACAAGGAAAGCAUUUCUUGCUGAUAAGGUUUAUUAGCUUUACUUAUUCCAGGAUGAAAUUGUUAUGACUGAAAACACAUUACGUUAACCCAAAUACGUAAUUAAAUUGAAUUUAACUACUACAAUUAAUUGGAUUGUUUAGGACAACAAAAUACAAGUAUUUUCAAUUGCUUAUCAAAAUACUGUUAAGGCUUUUCAUGCUCCUAAAUUGCAAAUUUUGAAAGAAAUGAUCGCAGGCAGAGUAUUUUAUACUUCAAUUACUGAAUUUUAUUAAAUUUAAAUGCUUAUAGGCCAUGGAAUGUCAGGAGAAGUUUAUAGAUGUAUCUCUAAUAGUGGUGAGUAUUUUGCUGUUAAAAAAUGUGAAAAGUUGAAAUUAGCAUCCUGUCAAGGAGGAAUUGUAAGUAUACUUCCAUUAUUCUAGCCUUAAUUAAUACAUGAACCCUCAUUACUGCAAUCUCUCUAACACCCAAACAUAGUAAAAUUAAAGGAGGUUUAUACUGAUUAAUAAUAUUAUUACAUUGUGACAGAAUUAAUCAAAGGCAGAGCAUUAAGCACAGAAUUGUAAUCUAGGCCAUAUGGAUUGAGUGUGGCUGAGGCUAUUAAGAUAAUGCUCUAAAUUCUAGAUGCUCUAAUCUAUAUAUCAGAAAGAGGAAUUAUGCACAGAGAUAUCAAUCCUCAUAACAUUAUGAAGUCAGAUACCAUUAAAUUAAUUGAUUUUGGAUUAUCGAGAAAGAUCAAAAAUUAGUUGAUCUUUCCAACUUCUGGAACUCCUGGAUACAUUGCACCAGAGGUUAUCAAUUUUAAUAAAGGCAAACUCUAUGAUGACAGAGCAGAUGUCUAUAGUUUGGGAUGUGUUCUUUACAAAUUGAGAGAAUCUCUUUCUUAAACAAAAAACAUUUUCUAAGAAAAUAAGGAGGGCGUCUAUGAAUUAAGAAAAAAUUAGGCACACCCUGAAGUUAGCAGCAUUAAAAUGGAAUAAUUAUUUGUUUUAUUACCUUAUAUGUUAGAGAAUGAUCCUAAUAACAGAAUGAUAGCUAAAGUAGGUAAAAUUGUAAUUUAAGAGAUUGAAAAUAAUAAUUAAUAAAUCGAAAACUAAUUAAGAAACUUGUGA
Messenger RNA from Paramecium tetraurelia, 1155 nucleotides. RefSeq lists its product as uncharacterized. The transcript is spliced from 4 exons. Gene Ontology annotation, biological process: protein phosphorylation; mitotic DNA damage checkpoint signaling. NCBI's taxonomy places the organism in Eukaryota, Ciliophora, Oligohymenophorea, Peniculida, Parameciidae. Gene Ontology annotation, cellular component: cytoplasm; nucleus. Gene Ontology annotation, molecular function: ATP binding; protein serine/threonine kinase activity. The record is from RefSeq and is a predicted model, not a curated record.